Botrytis sinoallii is the source of this 693-nucleotide messenger RNA. RefSeq lists its product as uncharacterized. The transcript has a single exon. NCBI's taxonomy places the organism in Eukaryota, Fungi, Ascomycota, Leotiomycetes, Helotiales, Sclerotiniaceae. Bases 1 to 693 code for a protein of 230 amino acids. The record is from RefSeq and is a predicted model, not a curated record.
AUGUUUUUCUCACCCUUCAUCACUGGCCUCCUCCCAAUUCUAGCAGCUACUUCCACACAAAUCGAAGCUCCCCAGCAUCCCAGCAUAUUCAUCCUGAGCGAUCAUGCAUCCAGUACCUCAGCACUGGGAAAUGCCCUCCAAACUUUAGGGUACACGCACAUCUCCGCCGAAACAUUAAACAGCUCGUUACCACAACUCAGCACACAUACAUUUACCGAAAUUUCUAUGGACGGCGCGUCAAAUGAGCUCAUGAUCCAAUACCCAAAUACAAAAUUUAUCGUUCCUGUCUCAUCGCCGCGGAAACACGGAGAUGGAGAAAGUAAUGUGGAGAGAAGACCCUGCGCUAACAGCUGGCUCAAUCAUUUGGCUACGUGGAGUAAAUUAUCGCAAUAUACCUCAAACGUCCAUGCAGCCGAGGACGUCACCAUUGCUCAACCCGAGAACUCAGAUUCCGCCGUCACGAGCUCGCUCAAAAGGGAGGGAAGAUUAUUAGAAAUUGCUCUCGAUGAGCAAGAGAACUAUAGAGGCGAGAAAUGGUUGAGAUUGUGCAAGUUUUUAGAUUUGGGAUAUAGUGUGGUGGAAAGAUUAAAUUUGAAGGAAUUCCCUUCUUCGAUGGGACAGGAGAAGAAAGCGGCGGGCUGGGGCGGAAGUUUUGGAAUGUGGAGAUUGGUCGUGCAGGGGAGUGGUGUUUGA